Messenger RNA from Mya arenaria, 4646 nucleotides. RefSeq names its product guanylate-binding protein 2-like. The record is from RefSeq and is a predicted model, not a curated record. Gene Ontology annotation, molecular function: GTPase activity; GTP binding. NCBI's taxonomy places the organism in Eukaryota, Metazoa, Mollusca, Bivalvia, Myida, Myidae. The transcript has 17 exons. The coding region runs from base 130 to 1410 and encodes 426 amino acids.
CAGGCUACAGUGUACAGUUUAAAACUUGGUGAUUUAUUCAUUUCUGAAGUUCCAGCGCCUAGAUCAGUUUUACCAAAAAGAGAUUACCCGUCUCGAGGAACCAAAUUCAGGCUCUUGACGAGAAAGACAAUGAACCCAAAUAAAGCACCGCCUAUGAACAGACCUGUUCCAGCCCCUAGAACAGUUCUACCAAAAAGAGAAUCGCCAUCUCGAGGAACAUCAGCAAUGGCUACAAAUGAGAAUCCCGUUGAUUCCCCUGCUUGCCGUGAUUUUAGCUCGAAGCUUAAAUUAUUUGACCAACAAAGCAAGAUGAGAGACACGGACAGUGCGGGAAAAGCGCCAUCUUUUAAACAACCUGGGGGAAUCCGAAUGCAAACCUCUAUGAUGGCAUCAACUUUAGAAAGAGCAGAGUUUCGAAGGGAAUUAUUUUCAAAGGUAGAGUGUCUUCCAGCAAAACCGUCACAUUAUUUAUCGAUGCACGAUUCAAAGGUCUUUCAAGAACCUCGGUGCCUUAUAACUUCAAGCGCAGGAAAUGUACUUGAAAUAAGUGAAGACGUUUUGGAUGAGAUUUCCUGCAUAGACAAGCCCUGUGUCAUUGUGGCUGUUGCCGGUCUUUAUAGAACUGGAAAGUCUUAUUUGAUGAAUCUACUUGCAGGCAAACACACAGACAAGGGGUUUGCACUUGGCGAUACAGUACAGUCAAAGACGAAAGGCAUCUGGGUUUGGUGUGUCGCUCAUCCUGAGAAAAAGGACACCGUUCUCAUUCUUUUGGAUACGGAAGGAUUGGGAGAUCCCGAAAAGGGGGAUCCAAACCACGACAAUCGCAUUUUCACUCUUGCUGCAUUGCUGUGCAGCACCCUCGUGUACAACAUGAAGGGAGCGUUUGACCGGGAUGCUGUGGACAAACUCACAUUUGUGUCUGAAAUGUCCAAAAACAUCAGAUUUGGGGGCAAAUGUGGUGAAGACAAUUACCUUUUGCAAUGUGUUCUGCCCGGGUUUGUGCUUGCAUUGAGAGAUUUCUCGCUCAAACCGAUCAUGAACGGACAGAAGGUUACAAUCGACGACUAUCUUGAAGAGAUCCUCAAAAGUGACACAGGAAAGGGGGAUGCUUUCAACAAACCACGUAAAUGCAUCAGUAAUUUUUUUCCGAAGGAAAAACUGAGGUGUUUUGGGUUCCCAGUUCCCGGAGAUGGUGAGGUGUUGGAUAACCUCGAUAGCCUUACGGUUCAAGACCUUUCAAAGAAAUUUCAGGACGUUGCCUCAGAGUUCGCGUCUUAUAUCUACCACCAGGAACCAAAGAAACUCCAAGUUAGCAAACCAGUCAACGGAUCUAUGUUCGCCACGCUAACUAGACAAUAUGUGGAGGAUCUUGCAAAUGCAGCUGUGCCUGAUGUUGACCAUCGAAAAUAAAAGAGUGCAGAAGGAAUGCCUGGAAAUGUUUCAAUCCCGCAUGGAUCGUAUACUGUUGCCCAUUCCAGCAGCUAUGCUUCAUAAGGAGUUUAAGGAAGCCCAGUUGUUAGCACUAAAAUACAUGCGUGAGAAUGCUGUCGAAGAUGUUGCCAAUUUUGUUGAGAGAUGUUCCGAGAUGGAGAUACGACUAAACUGGCAGGCAAUGCAAGUUAAAAACGGUGAUGCAAUAGAGGAGCAUUGUUCAAACGUACUUUCAAGUUUGAAGUCCCGCAGCAGUUUGCAAACGGGAUUGCAGAACAAGACGUAUGAAGUCAUCGGGAGUUAUAGGAAAUUCAAAAAAGACGCCGAGAUGGUCAGACAAGAGUAUGAACAAGCUCUUCGAGAUUAUGAAGAUAGAGAGAUCGCAUUGACUUGGGGUGGAUUUGUGAAAAGCCUCGGUCAGGAGGAAAAUCUAAUUCUUAAAAAAGACGAAGCCCUUUCUGAAGAAGAGAGAAAAAGAGAAACGAAUGCACAUGCAAAUUCAAUAAAACAAAUUAUGCAAAAUAUGCAUGAAGAAAAUCAAGAAGCUUUAAACAAUCAAAAGAUGGCGCUAAAUGAGCAACAAGAGGAGUUGAAUGCAGAACGCAAAAUUAAGUACAAGGAACAUGAACAACAAGUAAAAACGCUUCAUGAAAACGUGGCGUCUUUUGAAACAAAUAAGGAAGACCAAAGCAAAAUAAUUGAUCAUAUAAAUGCAUUGCAAGAAAAGAAAAGGCUGGGAAAUAGAAAAAGAAACUCUAGAAGAUCCGAUGCAGCGUUUAAUGGACAGAAUAGAAGAAUUGGAGAAGAAAGAAAGGGAACGAAAAGAAAAGUAUUUGUUUACAAGGGUUUGGAAUGCAAUCUUUAACUAUUAAAGAUACCAGCUACUACCAUUCCAGAAUGAAAAUAAAAUGAAAAAAGGCAACGUACAAGUGAUAAAAUAUAUUGUAGACAUAUGCAAGUACAGAGUUGAGGAAAAGGUUUAACAUUUAACAAAUUAUAUAAGCCAGUCAACACAUUACAUGGCUUCACAGCAACGACAACAAACACAAAUUAACGAAUUUAACAAAUGAAGCUCUGGAUUAACCUUUUAACAUCAUUGAAUUAAAAAAAAAUAUUUCUUUCCACAAAUAACAUUGCAUGGAAUAACUUGAAGUGGAAACGUUUAAAGAUUUAUUAGCUAUAAGUGAGUAAUCUAUACGAAUAAGUUUAGAGUAUACAAAAAGGCACAACGAGUUCAAUGAGGUGUAGUUUUUGAAACACCAUAUAUUGUAUACCAAAUGAUUGCAAAUCAGUAGCAAAUUGUGAAGAAAAAGUUUCUAAACCACAACAGAUACUUAUGGAAGAAAACCUUUGUAUGAAUACAUGUAUCGAAGUCUUCCUUGAUUCUAGACUGAUAAAAGAGAAAUGGUGUUUUCAUGGUUUAUUUGUAAAAUAAUUCAUGGGUUCGUGUACAUGGGAAUGCUAUUUAGUCUGUAUUGUUUUGUUUUUUUAAUUUGGUAUAUUAUGUAUUUUGGACCAGUGCCUUUAAUUACCUUAUUAUUAAUUUUUAUUUCAUUUGACUUUACUUAAAAUAUACAAUGCAAUGAAUAGUAACGGAGAAAUACCCAGAGUGAUGAGGAAAGGAAAUAAUUGUGCGUAUGUCUAAAAGUGUAAAGCCUGAAUAUGCAAAAGUCUAUAGACAGAUAACAUUAGUUAACAUUCUUUUUUUUUCUCAUUUAUUUUGAACAUAGAUAAUAUAAUAACCGAAUGAUAAUCUCAAACACAUUAUAAAUCAAAAACAUAUCUAUAUUGUUUCAUAUUUUCAGAAUAUCAAAAAACUAAUCACGCACGCGCAAAAAACAAAACACACACACACGCACACACACACACGCACGCACACACAUACGCACACUCACACUUCCCCUUCACUUAGUGAUGAUUUUACUAUAUGUGGUUGUGUAUAAAAAGAAGAAAAAAAAGAAAACUAUACUAUUUAUAUGCAUUCUGGUUCUGUAUACAAUCGGUAUCUUAAUUAUCUUAAAAUUAUUAUAAUUUUAAUACAUUCCAUUUGAGAGUGUGAUAAUCAUAUCUAUCGUUUUGUAUUGCGAUAUCUCCUUCAAUUUUUUGUCUGAGAGUUAAGUAUUGUAAAUAGGCAUUGAAUGAUGGGAUAGUGUUUCGGUAUUUUAUUGAGAAUAUAUAAAAUUUCUUUAAUAAAAUAAGGAAAUUACAUAUUGGUGUGUGUUUAAAUUUGAUAUGGAUACCGAAAAUGCUAUUUCUUUCGUUAUAACGAUGUUUAUCGAUCGCUGUUUGAUAAAGUCAUUUAAGGCACUCCAUAGUGGUUUAACUUUCUGACAGUCCAAGAACAAGUGAUCUAUUGUCUCGAUUUGUACGCUUCAAAAAUCACAUAAGUUAGAAUUUUUUAUUCUACAUUUAUGCAAAUAUAUUUUUGUGGAUAUUAUUCUUAGUAAGAAUUUAUAUAGAAAAUUUCGUAAUGAUGUAUCAUUCGAGCUUAUAUAGAUUGUAUUAUAUAUUUUUUUCCAUCCAAUAUUUUCUAUAUUCGGGAAUGUUAAUUGCCAUUUAGUUUCUGAUGAUGGCUUAAUUUUGUUGUUUUUUUGUUGUGUCGAAUAUAGAAACUUAUUUGUUUGUUUCGAUUCCUUUAUUUUAUCUGUAAUUAUUUGGGGUCUGUUUUGAUUGAUAUUAACUAGUGUCAAAUAUUUUAAGAAAUCGUUUUUAUUUAUGUCGUAUAAGCUUCUUUUUUCUUCAAAACUGUAAACUCAUUUACCCUGUAGUCGUAUAUGUGUUCGAAGAAUUGUAUGCCUUUUUGAUACCAUUCUUUAAAAUACAGUGUGUGGCCGUUUUGUUUUAUCUCUUUGUUAUUCCAAAUUAUUGUUUUACUUAACAUUCUUGCUGAAAUAUUUUCCACACUUCUUUCACGAAAACUUUCAAACUAGGCUAAAAAAAACCUAAAGCAUUAUUGCUAAGCAAUUUCGAUUCAAAAUCAACGAUUUAGUGCAUAUUUAUUGAUACCGCACUUAUAAAACAGAGACUAAAUGAUGAUUUUAUCGAGAACUGGAAGAUAAGAAGUGUCUAGUAGAAAAUUGUUUUCUAGCCACAAUUUGAUAAAUUCUUCUUUCUUAAAAUUUGCGAAGUGUUUUUUUUAACUACUGAACUUGUCUAAAAAUAUUUUUGUAUUAUGCUUGUAAACAAUUGAACCAUUAAAAGACAAAGCUUGACUG